CACCUGGGACGAGGGUGCACACGCACGUGGGGGCGCCUGUCCCCGCGUGUGCUCAAGGUGUGUUCGUGUGCGCACCCCCGCGCUGUCAUGUGUGACAUCUCACCGUUGCCGUGGCGACCCCAUCGAGCACAUGGCUCGGGCUCCGCAGCAUCGUGGGGGAAGCACGCUUGUUGCCAUGGAAACGGCCAUAAUUGUAGCAUUUUUCGGCUAAAGGAGGGGAAAAAGGAGGGGGAGAGAGGAGGAGAAAUGGCUCCAUGGGGCAGCGGGCCAGGGAUGUGCCCGCCAGCCGAGCGUGUCCUGCUGCACACGGGUGUCACGCUUAUGAACCGCCCCAUCCAGGUGAAGCCGGCCGACAGCGAGGGCCGAGGAGAAGACAGGAAGCUCUUUGUGGGCAUGCUGGGGAAGCAGCAGAGCGAGGACGACGUCCGCCGCCUCUUUGAGCCCUUCGGCCAGAUUGAGGAAUGCACCAUCCUCCGAGGGCCUGAUGGAGCCAGCAAAGGUUGUGCCUUUGUGAAAUAUGGCAGCCACGCUGAGGCACAGGCUGCCAUCAACAGCCUGCACGGCAGCCAAACCAUGCCGGGCGCCUCGUCCAGCCUGGUGGUGAAGUUUGCAGACACGGAUAAGGAGCGGACCCUGCGGCGGAUGCAUCAGAUGGCGGGGCAGCUGGGCAUCUUCAACCCCAUGACCAUCCAGUUCGGCGCCUACGGGGCCUACACGCAAGCGAUCAUGCAGCAGCAGGCAGCGCUGAUGGCGGCCGCGCAGGGCACCUGCCUCAACCCCAUGGCUGCCAUCGCCGCCGCCCAGAUGCAACAAAUGGCCGCCUUCAAUGUCAGCGGGCUGGUGGCCGCCCCCCUCACCCCCUCUUCAGGUACAAGCACCCCUCCAGGGAUCAGCACAGCGCCGGUGCCCAGCAUCGCCACGCCCAUUGGGGUGAAUGGCUUCAGCCCGCUGCCCCCCCAGACCAACGGGCAGCCUGCCUCCGAGACCAUCUACACCAACGGCAUCCAUCCCUACCCAGCUCAAAGCCCCACGGUGGCAGAUCCCCUUCAGCAGGCCUACGCCGGCAUGCAGCACUAUGCAGCAGCAUAUCCCACUGCCUACGCUCCCAUCAGCCAAGCCUUUCCCCAGCAAGCACCCCUCAUCCCACAGCAGCAGAGAGAAGGUCCCGAGGGCUGUAACCUGUUUAUUUAUCACCUGCCCCAGGAGUUCGGGGAUGCGGAGCUCACGCAGAUGUUUUUGCCUUUCGGCAACGUCAUCUCUGCCAAAGUCUUUGUGGACCGUGCCACCAACCAGAGUAAAUGCUUUGGUUUCGUCAGUUUUGACAAUCCGACGAGUGCUCAGGCGGCCAUUCAGGCCAUGAAUGGCUUCCAGAUCGGCAUGAAGAGGCUAAAAGUGCAGCUAAAGCGGCCGAAAGACGCCAACAGACCCUACUGACCCCAGCUCAGCCUGCGGAGAGGUCGGACGUCCUGCAGUGUCUGACGACUUUCCCCUUCCCCAAGUGCAGUAUCCAAACCCGUAACUCUCUUUCUUUGCAACGCAUCCUGGAGGAGGAAGAGGAGGAGGUGAAGGAGAAAAUGGCAAAGAAGAGAGCGUUUUGGUUGUAGCUUUUCCUUUUUGAAUUUUUUCCCAAACUGGUCUUGUUUGUUGUUUAACGGGCAUGAGAGGAAGACAAGGAAAGAGGGGAGCGAUGCGGUGCCAGGGCUGCGAUUCGCCGCCGGCCGCUCGCCGGGACUCACUGGAUCCCUCACUGGGAGCAAGGCGAUGGCUCCGGGCAGCCGGGCCAUCAUCUGUUUUUUGGAUUUUUGUUUUUUAAAGCACUCAUUUGCUGCUACCGAUUUCCAAGGAGAAACGAGGAAAAGAGGCUCCAAAUGGAUUCUUAAACCAAAGCCGGUGGGACGGGACCAGCCUCGGGCACUUCACCUGGAAGAUGUUUGUUUGGAAAAUAAAGAA
Ficedula albicollis (Collared flycatcher) is the source of this 1950-nucleotide messenger RNA. RefSeq names its product CUGBP, Elav-like family member 6 (gene CELF6). Gene Ontology annotation, biological process: regulation of alternative mRNA splicing, via spliceosome; mRNA splice site recognition. Gene Ontology annotation, molecular function: mRNA binding. Gene Ontology annotation, cellular component: ribonucleoprotein complex; cytoplasm; nucleus. The record is from RefSeq and is a predicted model, not a curated record. NCBI's taxonomy places the organism in Eukaryota, Metazoa, Chordata, Aves, Passeriformes, Muscicapidae. The transcript has 12 exons. Bases 88 to 1434 code for a protein of 448 amino acids.